AUGACGCAGACGACGUCGCGAGUCCUGGGUAAUUCCCUCCGGUUCGCUUCGGACAAGCAGUCUGCGAGUCGGUGUAUGUCUGGCAAAUCGAUUGCUUGUUGCAUACUGUACUCUACGUUCAGACGCGUUCGAACGCCUUCAGAUGGUCCGCUCG
Aspergillus welwitschiae is the source of this 154-nucleotide messenger RNA. RefSeq lists its product as uncharacterized. The record is from RefSeq and is a predicted model, not a curated record. The transcript has a single exon. Lineage: Eukaryota; Fungi; Ascomycota; Eurotiomycetes; Eurotiales; Aspergillaceae. The annotation marks the transcript as partial.